GAAGUUCUGUAUUACGAACUUACGGAGGCUGCUAUAUAUAAUAGCUAUGAGGAAUUUCAUGAGCCGCCGGAAGAACUUUGUUGGGGAAAAUCGAGAGACCCAGAGGUUCAGCGAAGUGUUUGAGCCUGCGAAGAUCCAGUGCGAUCUGUCGUCCAAAGGAGUCGAAUGGAUCUUCAAUUGCCCGGCGAACCCAGAGGAGGGUGCCUGGGAAAGGAUGAUACAGUGUGUCAAGAAGGUCUUGGCGCAUACUAUGAAGGAGCUUGCGCCCAAGGAGCACGUACUGGAGAACCUGUUGAUUGAGGCGGAGAGCAUAGUGAACUCUCGUCCGCUCACUCAUCUAACAGUGACGGUGGACCAAGAGGCACCACCGCCCAAAGAUCUCUUAAAGGGAAGAGAUGGAUGCAUGAGUACCUGCCGACGCUUGUGCGCAGGGAGAGAUGGUGCCAGCACGUCGAGCCCAUUCGUCGAGAAGAUCUGGUGUACAUAUGUGAUCCGGCCAUACCACGAAGAGUGAAAACGAGGCGUCGUGGAAGAGGUGUUCACCGGAAGAGAUGGAGUACCUCCUCGAGCAGCGGUGCGGACUAACGAUCGAGCCAAGACGACAAUGCGUCCCGCUUCGAAGUUAACUGUCCUGGACGUUAUGAAUGCUUCGCUUCACGCGGGCGGGGAUGUUGCGGAACGGAUUAGGGCUAUCGAUAGUUAGUGCAGUUUCAGUUAGAGCCGCAAGAAGUCAGUAUUUAUUGUGUCAGGAUUUCAAAAUCUAUGUAUUUGGGCACACUUAUUUUGGUAAAACUUUUGGCAAACUUAGAUUUGGCGGAUCGAAUUACACCGAUUUGAGCCAUCACAGAGAGAGGGAAGGAAAACUGCGAAUAAAACAUUCAAACUAUCCACACGAA
Molecule: messenger RNA, 896 nt
Organism: Drosophila kikkawai
Lineage: Eukaryota; Metazoa; Arthropoda; Insecta; Diptera; Drosophilidae
Molecular function (GO): nucleic acid binding
Source: RefSeq, a predicted model, not a curated record